CGGUAACACCCUUCUAGAGAACCACAUCCACCGCGCACCAUGGCACGAGCUGCUGAUACCUCAUCACCUCCCUCGGGCGACGCCGCAUCAAAUUCACCGCAAGAGCCAACAUCGAAACGCGACUCCGAGUACUGGCUCGAGGACGGUAACAUCGUCCUCACCGCAGGCCAGACUGCGUUCCGCUUGUACAAAGGCCUUCUAUCCCGGCAGUCUGGCGUCUUCCGCGAUAUGUUUGCCGCCGCGGAUCCUGACGUUGACGCGACGGUUGAAGGUUGUCCCGCGCUCCAUUUGUCGGACUCUCCCGAAGACUUGCGGGCUUUGCUACAGACUCUCGUACCCACGGAACGCAGGCAUGUCUACUUACCCGAUCAACAAGUACACAUUCAGUGAGCUCGAAGCCAUGGCACGACUCUUGAAGACGUGCUCGAGCAGGCGAUUCGCCUCCUGAAAGCCUACUACACCGACAAGUUCGUCCAAUGGAAGAACCAUUGCGUUCCGAGAGUACUUCCUUUCUCCCUCCACGACGCCAACCCCAUCGGGAUUAUCCUCUUGGCCAAAGUCGUCGAGGAGCCUUCCAUGCUCCCGGUCGCGUUUUACUUGUGUGCCACCCUCAGGCCUAAGAGUCUCGACGGGUGGAAGCGACAUGAUGGUAAGACAGCGUAUCUGUCGCGGGAGGACGCCGAGGCCGCCGUGGCCGGGUAUGGUGCGCUUUCCAGGGAUUAUGGGUCUAUGUUUGACCGCAUAUUCGCCGUCCUGGUUGCGUGGGCGUGUAAAUUGCGGGGGCCGGGAGGCUGCAAAGAAGGAAUGGAACGUCUGCGUGAUCGCCUGAAGGAAUCGUUGGCUAGCCGCUCUCCCGUUAUGCUUGACUCGUGUGACAUAUACUUGGCAUCUGCUGCACUUCCAGUGUCCCCGACCCUUCCUCCUGUCCUGUGCGGUGCAUGUAAAGACGAGCUGAUUCGGAGGGACAAGGUAGAGCGUCGCAAGGUUUGGUGUGCGCUUCCCGCAAUGUUUUGUCUGUACAAGGAUGGGAAUCAGUGUAACGUUCUUUGACGGAAAUACAUCUACGACCUUCGC
Dichomitus squalens LYAD-421 SS1 is the source of this 1074-nucleotide messenger RNA. RefSeq lists its product as uncharacterized. The transcript has 2 exons. Bases 40 to 390 code for a protein of 116 amino acids. NCBI's taxonomy places the organism in Eukaryota, Fungi, Basidiomycota, Agaricomycetes, Polyporales, Polyporaceae. The record is from RefSeq and is a predicted model, not a curated record. Gene Ontology annotation, molecular function: protein binding.